AUGCUGGCAUCACCGACACGGCAACAAGGCCGAGAACGAAAAGGCUCCGACUCCGAGAAGCCGGAAGCCGAACAUGUGGAAGAAGCUGGCAUGCCUGGAGAAGAGACCGAACGAGCUCCAGGGGGACCGCAGUCAGAAGAGCCUUGGGAAUUAUACCGCCGCGGCCUAAAGCCUUCUGCAAAGCUGCUUGAGGAUGCUCGCUCUUCGCUUCGAAGGACUAUGUUUGACCAGGUGAAAAAAGAUGAGGCAUUAAAGGAAAACAAGGCGCUUCUGGCGGCCAUGAUGCGCCGGAUCUUCCCGACGCCGCCUGCUCCAGCCCAUAUUAAACCUGCGCAUGUGCAGCAGGCUCCUCAGGUACAGCAGGUACCUCAGGUGAAGCAGACUCAGCAGGUGUCUCAGGUGCAGCAGGCGCAGCAGGCGCAGCAAUAUCCAGUUAACCAAAUUGCUGUAGGGCCUCGUGUCUCUUUCGGUGAACAGGGUGCGUACCCCCGGUGGGUGCUCGUACCUGCUCUACAGCAGGGAAACCAGCAGCUGCCUUCGCACAAGCUGAUGUGGGAAUUCGAGCCCGGCCCACCCUCUGGUUGGGGUGGUCUGACGAAGGAACAGCUGUACGAGUGGUCGUAUAAUUGGCAAAGAGCCUGGGUUGAGGAUCCCGAGGGAAGGGAGGCAAUCAUCUCGCAUUUGCGAUACGGGCCUCUUAAAGAGCUUGUGAAAGGCGUCGCUCAACCUCUGCCGCCUCUUCCAAAUCCCCCAGCCACCAAUUUCUACCUGAAACCAGUUACUCCUCCUGCUCCGGCUCACUAUGAGACCUGGCGUUGGUCCUACAAGAGGGACUACACACGUCCGACUGCCCCAAUCCGGCAAGGCAUGUACAGCAGAGGGUUGAACCCGGGGCAGCAAGGAGUAGGUGAUGAAGAAAUUCAACUUCCUGGCAUCGGUACUCACCGCAAACAGUACGGCGCAAAUCGCGAACGAGCUGAGGCAGGCGCUGCAAAACCGCUAGCCCUCGACGACGGGGAAGAGCCUGAAAUUGGUAACACGGCCGUAAAGAAGGGCAUCAGGGAAUUCGCGAAGAUCAAAAGAGGGCCCCCACCGGGUCAGGCCGGCGCUCGUCGCAUCGUAUACACAAAGCCAAAACAGGAGCCAGUGGCACCACCGGACACAGAGUCGGAACCAGACACAGAGCCAGAGUCAGAGCCAGAGAAUUUGAGAUCAAAAGAACACGAGCUCGUGACCAAAGCCCUUGAGGAGCUGAAGAAGAAUCAUGAGAAAUACUUCCCUCGGCGUACUCUCCGGCGCAUAAGGACAUGGCCGGGCGACGUGAUCCCCAAUUACAUCGGCAACGAUGAAUUGAAGCUCGUACCCGAGUAUCCCCUCGAGCACAGGCCAUUUCACGAGCGAAAUCAAGUGGAACAAGGUCGGACAGCUAAGAGAGCUGCAAGCGGUUUGCCAAAGCAGGCUUCCAGGGCUGAUGCUGAUUCCGACAAUAAUGAUGGCUCCACCAGUGGUGGUACUACUGGGAAGGCGAAAAGGGCCCGUACAACCACGAACUCGACCACUGCUGGCACAGCAAAGACUGCAGGGACAGCGAAGACUGCUGGCACAGCCGCUCCCGCGCAGCAAAGCAGAUACCCGAAACGUACUUGUCGAAAAUAA
Molecule: messenger RNA, 1656 nt
Organism: Aspergillus fumigatus Af293
Lineage: Eukaryota; Fungi; Ascomycota; Eurotiomycetes; Eurotiales; Aspergillaceae
Source: RefSeq, a predicted model, not a curated record